This is a messenger RNA of Zygotorulaspora mrakii, 1353 nucleotides long. RefSeq names its product beta-tubulin (gene TUB2). Bases 1 to 1353 code for a protein of 450 amino acids. Gene Ontology annotation, molecular function: structural constituent of cytoskeleton; GTPase activity; GTP binding. Lineage: Eukaryota; Fungi; Ascomycota; Saccharomycetes; Saccharomycetales; Saccharomycetaceae. Gene Ontology annotation, cellular component: microtubule; cytoplasm. Gene Ontology annotation, biological process: microtubule cytoskeleton organization; mitotic cell cycle. The transcript has 2 exons. The record is from RefSeq and is a predicted model, not a curated record.
AUGAGAGAGAUUAUCCAUAUUUCAGCUGGUCAAUGUGGUAAUCAGAUUGGUGCUGCCUUUUGGGAGACUAUUUGUGGGGAACAUGGUCUUGAUUAUAACGGUAACUACCAUGGUACUGAUGACAUACAAAAGGCACGUUUAGGAGUAUACUUCAACGAAGCUUCCUCAGGAAAAUGGGUACCUAGGUCUGUAAAUGUUGAUUUGGAGCCGGGUACAAUUGACGCUGUACGCAAUUCGUCAAUAGGAAAUUUGUUUAGACCUGACAACUAUAUUUUUGGACAGAGCUCCGCAGGUAAUGUUUGGGCAAAGGGUCAUUACACAGAAGGUGCCGAAUUGGUCGAUUCUGUCAUGGACGUUAUUAGACGUGAAGCCGAGGGCUGUGAUUCCUUACAAGGGUUCCAAAUCACACAUUCUUUAGGUGGUGGAACUGGUUCAGGUAUGGGUACUCUUUUGAUCUCCAAAAUUCGUGAAGAAUUCCCUGAUAGAAUGAUGGCUACUUUUUCUGUUGUGCCAUCUCCAAAAACUUCAGACACUGUUGUGGAACCAUAUAAUGCUACUCUUUCUGUACAUCAAUUGGUCGAGCACUCAGAUGAAACAUUUUGUAUCGAUAAUGAAGCACUUUAUGAUAUAUGUCAAAGAACUUUGAAACUAAACCAACCUUCCUACGGCGAUUUAAACAAUCUAGUCUCAAGUGUCAUGUCGGGGGUAACAACAUCGUUACGUUACCCAGGUCAAUUAAAUUCCGAUUUAAGAAAAUUGGCGGUGAAUUUAGUUCCAUUCCCAAGAUUACAUUUUUUCAUGGUUGGUUAUGCUCCAUUAACAGCACUUCGCUCACAAUCGUUUAGAUCUUUGACUGUUCCGGAGUUGACUCAGCAAAUGUUUGAUGCUAAAAAUAUGAUGGCUGCGUCAGAUCCAAGAAACGGAAGAUAUUUAACAGUUGCAGCAUUCUUUCGUGGUAAGGUCUCCGUCAAAGAAGUUGAAGAUGAAAUGCAUAAAGUUCAAACAAGAAAUUCAUCAUACUUUGUUGAGUGGAUUCCAAAUAAUGUUCAAACAGCUGUUUGCUCGGUAGCUCCAAAAGGUUUAGAUAUGUCUGCCACUUUUAUUGGUAACUCUACUUCCAUUCAAGAACUAUUCAAAAGAGUUAGUGAUCAAUUCAGUGCAAUGUUCAAAAGAAAGGCAUUUUUACAUUGGUAUACAAGUGAAGGUAUGGAUGAAAUGGAAUUUUCAGAAGCCGAAUCUAAUAUGAAUGAUUUGGUAAGUGAAUAUCAACAAUAUCAAGAAGCAACAGUUGAAGAUGAUGAUAAUGUGGAUUAUGUAACUGAAGAUCAACCAAUUGCAGAAAAUUUUGAAUAA